AUGUCGGCUAUAGUGUUUUGCCAGGAUCGGGUAAUGUCGUCUAUAGUGUUUUGCCAGGAUCGGUAAUGUCGUCCAUAGUGUUUUGCCAGGAUCAGGCUGCCCUUUCUCCAAUCAGUUUGUAUGCGAGAUGGCUGGCACUGUUCCUCUACUAGUCCGUGGCACAGGUUAUAUUGACAAUCGUGUAGCAUUGUUUAGGGAGCUUUGUGUUUCCGACAGUGACUUCCUGUCCUGGCUGCCCAUACAGUACCUCGGCUGAGUCUGAGUUAAGACGCGGAGAUGGUUCGGGUCAUUGGUUUCGAGUCGAAUGUCUCCCAGCUCCUGUGCGCUCUGCACGAGAUUGAACUUCACUCAACUUUCUCGAGUUUUUCCCCGUUAGUUAACACUAUCAACGUUUCCCUUUACUGUGGGAAUUGUGAUUGAAUCAAUGCAAUAUUAGCCACUUUCAAUGCAACAUACCGAAACAAAACAUGCAAGACUUAGUAUGCAUAACUAACUAUGCAAGAGGUUUUGUUGUAGGCAUAACGCAUUGGAGUAGGAUUCUAUUGCAUUGACAGGCAUACUCUCUACACAGACCGGUGUGCUGUAACCAGUCAGCGCUGCAGUAGGCCUAUAUGCAAAUAGACCAUUGCCAUAUAUGGAUCUGUGCCAUUCACUUUGAACUGGACUGUUUUUACAGCAUGAGUAGCUUGAUUGAGCCUCCGCCAUAUACAGGUCAACAUUCACAAGGCCGCGGGGCCAGACGGAUUACCAGGACAUGUACUCCGAGCAUGUGCUGACCAACUGGCACGUGUCUUCACUGACAUUUUCAACCUCUCCCUGACCGAGUCUGUAAUACCUACAUGUUUCAAGCAAACCACCAUAGUCCCUGUGCCCAAGAACACUAAGGUAACCUGCCUAAAUGACUACCUCCCCGUAGCACUCAGGUCGGUAGCCAUGAAGUGCUUUGAAAGGCUGUUUAUGGCUCACAUCAACACCAUUAUCCCAGAAACCCUAGACCCACUCUAAUUUGCAUACCGCCCCAACAGAUCCACAGGCCCAAAAAAUUGUCAAAGACUCCAGUCACCCAAGUCAUAGACUGUUCUCUCUGCUACCGCACGGCAAGUGGUACCGGAGCGCCAAGUCUAGGACCAAAAGGCUCCUUAACAGCUUCUACCCCCAAGCCAUAAGACUGCUGAACAAUUAAUCAAAUGGCCACCAUGAAUGGUCACUGCUGCUAUUUGCAUUGACAAACCCCCUGCUACUUGCUGUUUGUUAUCUAUGUAUAGUCACUUUACCCCUACCUACAUGUACAAAUUACCUCGACUAACCUGUACCCCCGCACAUUGACUCGGUACCAGUACCCCCUUGUAUAUAGCCUUGUUAUUGUUAUUUUAUUGUGUUAUAUAAAAAAAAAAAUGUUUACUAUAGUAUAUUUAGUCAAUACUUUCUUAACUCUAUUUUCUUUAAACUGCGUUGUUGGUUAAGGGCUUGUAAGUAAGCAUUUCACGUUAAGGUCUACACCUGUUUUUGAUUUCAUUUUGUUCCAGAGGCCUCAGUGCCCGUUUUGAGGGAGGAAAUAUCCUCCUGUUUCCAGAAGCAGACAAUCAAAGUGGUUCCUAUGUCGAAGAUCCAGGACGGCUGGUACAGCCGGUAUUUCUUGGUUCCCGAAAAGGUCUGGGACUUUGCAUCCCAUUCUAGACCUACGUGCCCUCAGCAAGCACCACAGAGUCUACAAUGCUCACGAGCCACCAGCUAUUACAGCCAAUUGGCUGGUGGUGGCGGAAUCGAGGGGGUAAGCGGUGUUUCACACAUCUGUCCUACUGUCCCGUAUUCAGUCUCUAGGCGUCAUAAGAAACCAGAAAAAAAGAGCUGUCUGACUCCAUCUCAGCGCAUUCCGUUUCUGGGUCACUCACUCGCGUGUUGCGUUUUUUUCUAUCUCCACGGAGGGUGUCCAGGUGGGUCACACAGUGUCUACGCCUACUGGGGAUGAUGGCUUCUGUGAUGGAAGUUGUUCCCGUGGGCUAUUGUUGAUGCGGGGCUUCCAGCGAGGAGCUGAUUUUUCAUUGGCAGGCGUGAUUGUAGAUCCUUCAACCAGAGUUGCGAGAGUUCAACUCCCCAUAGUGUGUUGUACCUCAUUUCCCUCCUUCAGGGAACAGUAGUAUUUCGUAUUAUUUAUUUUUUGUUGGUAUUAUUUCAUAUUCUGUUUCGUUUUGAACAACACUCUCUGUUUUCUUUUCCUUCCUUUUGGCUGUUGUUGAAACUGGGGUUACGUAGAUAACAAUAAACAUUUUCCAGAACGUUCUUGUUUGGUUCUCAUUUGGCUUGUGACAUUGUGUUAAUAGAUGUAUGUAGAUUGAGUGGGAGUUGCUGAUAUAGGAGGACCAGUUUUGCCUUUUUAGAUCACAAUAAAUAAUAUUACAUGGACAGAUAGGAUCUAAUCCAAGAUCAGCACUACUACACUGAGGGGUUGAUACAUAUGGCCCCUUGGUAAUGAAUCUCUUUCUUCAAAUCAAAUCAAAUCAAAUGUUAUUGGCCACAUGCGCCGAAUACAACAGGUGCAGACAUUACAGUGAAAUGCUUACUUACAAGCCCUUAACCAACAGUGCAUUUAUUUUUAACAAAAAAGUAAAAAUAAAACAACAACAAAAAAAGUGUUGAGAAAAAAAAGAGCAGAAGUAAAAUAAAAUAACAGUAGGGAGGCUAUAUAUACAGGGGGGGGGGUACCGGUGCAGAGGUACUGGUUUCUAAGCCCGUUCACAGAUUUGACGUCUUUGACAAGACAACAUAAGAUUCCGUAAUGAGGUUUCCAAGACCGUAAAGCUGAUGUGUUCAGUUCAUUUCUGCUCUGCUCUGUCUUUAAUGUCUGUAUCCCAAAUGGCACCCUAUUCCUUAUGUACAUGUAGUGCACUGCUUUUGACUAGGGCCCAUAGGGGUUUGGGACGCAGACUUUUUGGCCCAUCUGUGAUAUAUGACCUAAUUAAUAUUCAUAGAUUUCCCCUCACACCCUGCUGUGAUUGGCCUGCUGCUCAUGCAUAUGCAACAGGUUGGGAAGAGCAGAGUGGAGCUAUUAGUAUAAAACUAUCAUCAUAUUCUCUCUCUCUUUCUCACUCUCUGUCUCUAUUUCUCUCAUUCUAUUUCUCUCUCUCCUUUUAUCUUUCUCUGUUUCUCUCUCUGUGUCUUUCUCUCUCUCUCUCUCUCUCUCUGUGUCUUUCUCUCUCUCGCUCUCUCUGUGUCUUUCUCUCUCUCUCUCUCGCUCUCUCUGUGUCUUUCUCUCUCUCUAUCCCUCUCUCUCUCUCUCUCUCUCUCUCUCUCUCUUACUCUCUCUCUCUCUCUCUCUCUCUCUGUCUGUCUUUCUCUAUCCCUCUCUCUCUCUAGUCAGUUCAAUUUAAAGGGGCUUUAUUGGCAUGGGCAACAUACACUACAUGAUCAAAAGUACAUCUCAUUCUAAAAUCAUGGGCAUUAAUACGGAGUUGGGCCCCCCUUUGCUGCUAUAACAGCCUCCACUCUUCUGGGAAGGCUUCUACUAGAUGUUGGAACAUUGCUGCGGGACUUGCUUCCAUUCAGCCACAAGAGCAUUAGUGACGUCGGGCACUGAUGUUGGGCGAUUAGGCCUGGCUCGCAGUCUGCGUUCCAAUUCGUCCCAAAGGUGUCGAUGGGGUUGAGGUCAGGGCUCUGUGCAGGCCAGUCAAGUUCUUCCACACCGAUCUCGACAAACCAUUUCUGUAUGGACCUCGCUUUGUGCACGGGGGCAUUGUCAUGCUGAAACAGGAAAGGGCCUUCCCCAAACUGUUGCCACAAAGUUAGAAGCACAGAAUCGUCUAGAAUGUCAUUGUAUGCUGUAGUGUUAAGAUUUCCCUUCACUGGAACUAAGGGGCCCAAUCCGAACCAUGAAAAACAACCCCAGACCAUUAUUCCUCCUCCACCAAACUUUACAGUUGGCACUAUGCAUUGGGCAGGUAGCGUUCUCCUGGCAUCCGCCAAACCCAGAUUCGUCCGUUGGACUGCCAGAUGGUGAAGCGUGAUUCAUCACUCCAUAAAAGAAAAAACAUGUUUUACCCAUUUGGUAGUUACAGUCUUGUCUCAUCGCUGCAACUCCCGUACGGACUCGGGAGAGGUGUAGGUCAAGAGCCAUGCGUCCCCCGAAACAUGACCCUGCAAAAGGCGCACUGCUUCUUCACACACUGCUCGCUUAACCCGGAAGUCAGCCACACCAAUGUGUCAGAGGAAACACCGUCCAACUGAAGUCAGCUUGCAGGCGCCCGGCCCACCACAAGGAGUCGCUAGAGCACAAUGAGACAAGGAAAUCGCAACCGGCCAAACCCUCCCCUAACCCGGACGACGCUGGGCCAAUUGUGCGCCACCUCAUCACUCAUUUUUACAGGAGCAAUUAGGGUUAAGUGCUUUGCUCAAGGGCACAUCGACAGAUUUUUCACCUAGUCAGCUCGGGGAUUAGAACCAGUGACCUUUCGGUUACUGGCACAACGCUCUUAACCACUGUGCUACCUGCCGCCCCACUCCAGAGAGUGUUUAUAAAGUGAGGUUUUAUUUGACAUUGAAGUGAGGUUUUAUUUGACAUUGAAGUGAGGUUUGUCAUGUUUUUCCAUACCCUAGACCCCAUUGGUUGAUGGGAGUUGUAUUUUUCUCUCCUCCUGCAGAAUCUCAUACUGCACAGCAGAUAAAACUCAGGACAAGGUGUUUGCCUACGUUUCCCAGAGUCAGUUCAACGAGACACUUGAGUGCCACGCCUUCCUCUGCCACAAGAAGAAAAUCGUAAGUGAGCAACAGUUUAUAUUUUCAAAAGACACUCAUCUUACUGUCAUCAUUUAAAAGUUCUGUUUGAUAGUAAUGAUCCUAGACACUGAAUAUCAGAAAUAAGACCUUGAAUAAAUUAAGAAGUUUAUUCACAUGACUUCAUAAGACACAAUAGAAGACCAACCUCCCUUUCUUUAGAUGUAGACUGCAGUAAAAAUGCUGAUGUGUGGCCCCAUCUUGUGGUAACAGUGGGUAGUGCAUGUAUGAUCAUGUUUACUGUAUAUUUGCUUAAACUCUAACAGUAUGGGCCAGUUUAACUAUGGUAGACACCGCUCUGAAUCAGGGCCAGUUUAACUAUGGUAGACACCGCUCUGAAGAUAUAGUUCAGAGCCAUGUGUCAUUCCCUGAGGUUCUUUGAAGAUGUAGCCAAUCAGAGUGUGUUAUUCUCUGAGGUUGUGUGAAGAUGUAGCCAAUCAGAGUGUGUUAUUCCCUGAGGUUGUGUGAAGAUGUAGCCAAUCAGAGUGUGUUAUUCUCUGAGGUUGUGUGAUCUGUCAUUGACAGGCUCAGGCUGUGACGCUAACAGUAGCCCAGGCCUUCAAAGUAGCUCUGGACCUGUGGGAGAUUGCUCAGGAAGGUGAGUACUAAGUCUAACGUUAGCUCAGGAAGGUGAGUACUAACUCUAACGUUAGCUCAGGAAGGUGAGUACUAAGUCUAACGUUAGCUCAGGAAGGUGAGUACUAAGUCUAACGUUAGCUCAGGAAGGUGAGUACUAACUCUAACGUUAGCUCAGGAAGGUGAGUACUAACUCUAACGUUAGCUCAGGAAGGUGAGUACUAAGUCUAACGUUAGCUCAGGAAGGUGAGUACUAAGUCUAACGUUAGCUCAGGAAGGUGAGUACUAACUCUAACGUUAGCUCAGGAAGGUGAGUACUAAGUCUAACGUUAGCUCAGGAAGGUGAGUACUAAGUCUAACGUUAGCUCAGGAAGGUGAGUACUAAGUCUAACGUUAGCUCAGGAAGGUGAGUACUAACUCUAACGUUAGCUCAGGAAGGUGAGUACUAACUCUAACGUUAGCUCAGGAAGGUGAGUACUAACUCUAACGUUAGCUCAGGAAGGUGAGUACUAACUCUAACGUUAGCUCAGGAAGGUGAGUACUAACUCUAACGUUAGCUCAGGAAGGUGAGUACUAACUAACAUUAGCUCAGGAAGGUGAGUACUAACUCUAACGUUAGCUCAGGAAGGUGAGUACUAACUCUAACGUUAGCUCAGGAAGGUGAGUACUAAGUCUAACGUUAGCUCAGGAAGGUGAGUACUAAGUCUAACGUUAGCUCAGGAAGGUGAGUACUAACUCUAACGUUAGCUCAGGAAGGUGAGUACUAAGUCUAACGUUAGCUCAGGAAGGUGAGUACUAACUCUAACGUUAGCUCAGGAAGGUGAGUACUAACUCUAACGUUAGCUCAGGAAGGUGAGUACUAAGUCUAACGUUAGCUCAGGAAGGUGAGUACUAACUCUAACGUUAGCUCAGGAAGGUGAGUACUAACUCUAACGUUAGCUCAGUAAGGUGAGUACUAACUCUAACGUUAGCUCAGGAAGGUCCGUACUAACUCUAACGUUAGCUCAGGAAGGUGAGUACUAACUUUAACAUUAGGUCAGGAAGGUGAGUACUAACUCUAACGUUAGCUCAGGAAGGUGAGUACUAACUCUAACGUUAGCUCAGGAAGGUGAGUACUAACUCUAACGUUAGGUCAGGAAGGUGAGUACUAACUCUAACGUUAGGUCAGGAAGGUAGGUCAUUAAUGCUGUUAAUGCUGUUGAUCUAAGUGUGCAGAGAUUCUUCCCUUUAAGGUCAGACACUCUUCUCUUCUCUUCUCUUCUCUUCACUUCUCCUCUCUGUCCUCAGAUAAAAGUAAGAAGGCCAGGACGUGCUGCUCGUGUUCUGUCAGCGAUGGACAGACAGAGAAGACAAACACACACUGUGUCUCAGGUAGGUCAACUUCCUGGUACUCUUCCUGUAUGACCUUGACAGCUAUUGUUACUGAAGCCUUUGCUGCUCAACUCUAGCACGGCAGGGAGUGUGCAGACGUAGAGCCCUCUGUAAGACACACUCACUGCGCUUGAGGUAAGUUAUUUAGCUACUCUCUACUCCGCUGUCCUCCCGGUGCUCAUGGCUUCAGGGGAGACAGCUUGAGAUUCUGCUAUAGUGGUGCAGGAACGCCUCGGGGGACUUGGCCUGAUCACUACAGUUGAAAGUUUCAGGUCAUUAAAAUUCUACUGCUGUGAUGGCCAUGGCCCAUGGGCUUUCAUUGAUCUACUCUGUCCUGUGACGCAGAGUCAAAGGGACAACAAAAGAUGAGCCUCUUUCUCUCUCUCUACCUCUCUCUCUCUCUCUCUCUUUAUCUCUACCUCUCCCCUCCCUACCUUUCUCUCUAUCUCUCUCUCCUGUAACCUCCCUCCCUCCCUCCCUCCCUCCCUCACUCCUCCCCCCCCCCCGUCGCUCUCUGUCUUAGACUCAGAGAAGCACCAGCCCCUGGAGAAGGAAGAGAAACUGAGACGGCCAUUCUUCUCCAUGUCGUUCAGCUCGCCCCGCAACAAACCCGCCCGGAAACCACCAAUCAAACAUGACUCCUGGGUAGGUCGCGACCUUGGGUUCCAGGCCUCUGAUUGGUCUAACCAGCCUAGUUAUAUAAUAUGA
Messenger RNA from Coregonus sp. 'balchen', 7422 nucleotides. The record is from the annotation of a GenBank genome assembly. NCBI's taxonomy places the organism in Eukaryota, Metazoa, Chordata, Actinopteri, Salmoniformes, Salmonidae.